Messenger RNA from Sorghum bicolor (sorghum), 1634 nucleotides. Its product is annotated as DNA repair protein recA homolog 1, chloroplastic. The transcript is spliced from 13 exons. The record is from RefSeq and is a predicted model, not a curated record. Gene Ontology annotation, molecular function: ATP-dependent DNA damage sensor activity; ATP binding; single-stranded DNA binding. Gene Ontology annotation, biological process: DNA repair. The coding region runs from base 123 to 1370 and encodes 415 amino acids. NCBI's taxonomy places the organism in Eukaryota, Viridiplantae, Streptophyta, Magnoliopsida, Poales, Poaceae.
GAAUCUCGAGGCGAGGUGUUCGGCCACCCCUAUUAUCUUGCUCGGCUCUUCUUCUCCCUUUCCAGUUUCCACUCUCCCCGCGGGCGCUCGCCGCCGCCUUCGAGCUUGGAGCGGAGCCACGCAUGCCAAUGGCCGUCUCCACUGUUACCGCCACCCAUCUCGCUCCCUCUUUUCCAGCCCGUAGUCGCCGGAGACGCGCCGCGCCCCGCGCCGCGGCAGGCGGCCUAACGGCGCGCGCACGGCGGCUGCGCUGCGAGUUCGUCGCCGGCGGUGGGAACGGGGCGCUCUCCGGAGAGGACGACCCUCGCCUCGUCGACCGCCAAAAAGCUCUUGAUGCAGCUAUGAAUGACAUAAACAGCUCUUUUGGAAAAGGAAGUGUUACAAGAUUAGGCAGUGCUGGUGGUGCUUUUGUUGAGACAUUCCCAAGUGGUUGUCUAACACUAGAUUUUGCUCUGGGCGGUGGCCUUCCAAAAGGAAGAGUAGUGGAGGUAUAUGGUCCAGAGAGCAGUGGAAAGACUACCCUGGCUUUGCAUGCAAUAGCUGAAGUACAGAAGCUCGGAGGAAAUGCCAUGCUUGUCGAUGCAGAGCAUGCUUUUGAUCCAGCUUAUUCAAAAGCUCUUGGGGUAGAUAUUGAAAAUCUGAUUGUCUGCCAGCCUGACAAUGGAGAGAUGGCACUAGAAAUUGCGGACCGUAUGUGCAGAUCUGGAGCAAUAGAUCUUAUCUGUAUCGAUUCGGUGUCAGCACUCACUCCACGUGCAGAAAUUGAAGGUGAGAUAGGGAUGCAACAGAUGGGUCUACAAGCUCGUUUGAUGAGUCAAGCAUUGAGAAAGAUGUCAGGGAAUGCCUCAAAGGCUGGCUGUACUCUUAUGUUCUUGAAUCAAAUAAGAUACAAGAUUGGAGUGUUCUAUGGAAAUCCUGAAGUCACUAGUGGAGGGAUAGCCUUGAAAUUCUUUGCAUCUGUCCGCCUUGAGAUACGGCCCAUUGGGAAGAUAAAAUCUCCCAAGGGAGAUGAAGAUGUUGGUGUGAAGGUUCGGGUCAGAGUGCAGAAGAGUAAAGUAUCUAGGCCCUACAAGCAAGCUGAAUUUGAAAUCAUUUUUGGGGAGGGUGUUAGUAAGUUGGGGUGCGUUCUUGAUUGUGCUGAGCUGAUGGAUGUAGUUGCAAAGAAGGGUUCAUGGUAUAGUUACAAAGAUAUAAGAUUGGGCCAAGGCAGAGAAAAGGCACUGCAGUAUCUCCGAGAGAGCCCAACCAUCUGCGAUGAGAUAGAAAAGGUGGUUCGUGCUAUGAUACCAGAAGGAUCCAGACAUAUGAGCCUACUAGCUUUCGGGCAGACAUCAUCAACUGAAGAUGAACAAGUGUACGAUGAGCAAUAAUGGCACACGACGAGGUUCCAAAGAUGAACACUUGUGAAGCCGUCAAGCACCAUAAUUCUGGGCUUGUCUUAGAGAUAACAGAAGAUCUAUCAGAGGUAAUCAACCAAUAUGCAGGCGUGUGGGCGCUUUUGGAGGGGAGUUUGACUGAUGUGUUGUACGCGUGCCACCACUGACUCACUGAGAAUGAUUUAAUUUGUGUGGGUAUUUAGUGUAAUAACCAAGGAACUGAUAUUUCCAGUUAAAUGAAGCUAAUCUUUAUCUGCA